Messenger RNA from Apiotrichum porosum, 2184 nucleotides. It is a transcript of the gene VPS27, whose product is annotated as Vacuolar protein-sorting-associated protein 27. The coding region runs from base 1 to 2184 and encodes 727 amino acids. NCBI's taxonomy places the organism in Eukaryota, Fungi, Basidiomycota, Tremellomycetes, Trichosporonales, Trichosporonaceae. Gene Ontology annotation, molecular function: metal ion binding; ubiquitin binding; phosphatidylinositol binding. The transcript has 3 exons. The record is from RefSeq and is a predicted model, not a curated record.
AUGUCGUGGCUGUGGGGUUCUAGUACGAACCCUCAGUACGAGGAGCUGGUCGAGCAAGCAUGUUCACCCAUGAAGCUUGCAUACCCGCAGGGCGAGGACAUGUCGCUCAACCUCGAGAUCACCGACAUGAUCAGGUCCAAAGCCGUGCAGCCCAAGCCCGCCAUGCAAGCUCUCAAGCUCCGUGUGGCCAGCAAGAACGCCCGUGUGCAGAUGUAUGCCAUGAGUCUCAUUGAUACCUGUAUCAAGAACGGUGGCGACCAUUUCCUGGGCGAGAUUGCGAGCAAGGAGUUUGUAGACGAAAUGUCGUCUGUGAUACGGUCGCACGGCACCAACCCGGAAGUCAAGACGAUGGCUCUACGCAUGUUCCAGCAGUGGGCACUUGCGUUUGAGUCGAGGAGGGACCUGGCCUUCCUUGUGGACGUCUACCACGAGCUCAAGAACUCGGGGGUCAAGUUUCCCCCACCGCCGACUGGUUCGUCGACACACAUGAUCGACACGAUCACCGCACCGACUUGGGUUGACUCGGACGUGUGCAUGCGGUGUCGCACCGCGUUUACGUUUACCAACCGCAAACACCACUGCCGAAACUGUGGUCUGGUCUUUGACCAGGCGUGCUCGUCUCGCUUGAUGCCGCUGCCAAAGUUUGGUAUCAAGGAGGAGGUGCGCGUUUGCGAGGGCUGCUGGAUCAAGGCUGGCAAGAACAAGCCUGCCCCCGCCGUCCCAGGCCGCACACGGCGCACACGUGAAGACUAUGAUGCCGACCUGCAGCGCGCCAUCGAGCUGUCGCUCCAGGCUCAGUCUGGCCAUGUUGUUGGAGCUCCUUCGGAACCGCCACUUGCGUACAAGAACGGCACCGUGAACGACGACGACGAGCAGCUGCGUCUGGCGAUUGAGGCAUCGCUGCGUGACAUGGAGCGUGCCCGUCCCAGUGCGCCGUCAGAGGAGCUCGAGUUCAAGCCCCUGCCGACCUUUGACCUGGCUCCGCGCGAGACCGAGACGAUCCUGACCUUUUCCAACACGCUGGACCAAAUGGCUGCCUAUGGCGAGCGCGACCUGCGUCGUUUCCCCCAGGCCCAUAUGCUGUACGAGCAGGCCUACGGUAUUGGUCCCAAGCUCUACCGCAACGUCGAGGAGAAGAGCACCAAGCAGGCCAUGCUCGCCGAGAUGCAGGCCAAGCUCACACAGGCUGUGGCGAUGUACGGCAGCAUUUUGGACGGCCAGCAGGCCUUUUCCCAGCGCAAGGCUCAAGAGGCCCAGCAGCAGGCAGCUCAGAGGCACCAGCUGGCCCAGCAGCAACAACAGCAGCAGUACGGAUACCCUUACGGCUUCCAGCAAUACCCAGGCUACAGCGUUCCCCAGCAGCCCUACGCCAACGGCUACGCUCCCCAGCAGUACCAGCAGCCUCCCCAGGCCGCUCCUCCUCAGGCUCAACCGCAGGCCGCCCCCUCAGCGCCGAGCAUGUAUCCUGCCAUGCCGGUGUAUGGCGCGUACCAGCAGCCGUACCAGGCUGCUCCUCAUGCCGCGCAGCAGCAGCAGUACGCUCCCCAGUGGUCAUCGCCGCCAAGCACCUCGCGCCAGGCAUCGUACGCUGCUCCUGGUCCUGCUCCCGUGUCGCCUUCGGCUCAGUCUGCACCCGCUCCCGUUCUCCCCAACACCUAUGUCGCCGAACCGCAAAACUACGAGCACGCCCAACAGGUUGCCCAGCAGCAGCAGCAGCAGCAGCAGCAGCAGGUACCUUCGGCGCCGCCCCAGCCCCAGUCUGUCCCCUCCGCCCCACCGCCCGUCGACCUCGCCUCCCACCCUAGCAUGUCCCCGCGCUCCACCACCAGCGCCCUGCCCGCACCGAGCGCGCCGGCCCGGAGCGCGAGCUACGCCUCGCCCGUGGUCGCGUCGGCGCCGCUGGCCGUCAGCCCCGUCCUGGAGACGGCCGCGCUCCCCAGCGCUCCGCCCCAGCCCCAGGCCCAGCCCCAGCCUGUCCGUGCCGACUCGACGCCCAAUCCAUGGGCCAACGAGUUUCAGCAGCCGCAGCAGCAGCAGCAGUACACCGCCCCGCAGCAGCAGCCGUUCCCGGGCUACACGGCGUCCAUGUUUCCCGCGGCCCCCGCCGGGUUCCAGGAGCCGCAGCAGCCAGUCUCGGCGGCUCCCCCGGCGCCGCGCGAGGAGGCCCUCCUUAUCGAGUUGUAG